This is a messenger RNA of Sclerotinia borealis F-4128, 489 nucleotides long. Lineage: Eukaryota; Fungi; Ascomycota; Leotiomycetes; Helotiales; Sclerotiniaceae. The record is from the annotation of a GenBank genome assembly.
AUGUGGGCUUUAAACUAUGAGACUACCAAAAAAGAUUUCGCAGGAAAAUCGUAUCAAUCAACGACAACACUCGACAAACCGACGACAAGGUGUAUGGUUUCCGCUAAGAAGCAUGUUCCUAUCGUCAAGAAGCGCACGAAGCGCUUCCACAGACAUCAGAGUGACACCUACAUGUGUGUCGACGCCAGCUGGAGAAAGCCAAAGGGUAUCGAUAACAGAGUCCGAAGACGUUUCAAGGGACAAAUGGUUAUGCCAUCGAUUGGUUUCGGAUCCAACAAGAAGACUCGCCACAUGAUGCCAUCCGGCCACAAGGCUUUCCUCGUCAACAACACCUCCGAUGUUGAACUUCUCCUUAUGCACAACAGGACCUUCGCCGCAGAGAUCUCCCACUCCGUUUCAUCGAGAAAGAGAGUUGAGAUUGUUUCACGCGCCAAGGAACUUGGUGUUAAGGUUACCAACGCCAAGGCAAGAGUUACGACUGAGGUUUAA